Messenger RNA from Glossina fuscipes, 1797 nucleotides. RefSeq names its product beta-1,4-N-acetylgalactosaminyltransferase bre-4. Bases 172 to 1263 code for a protein of 363 amino acids. The transcript is spliced from 6 exons. Gene Ontology annotation, molecular function: N-acetyl-beta-glucosaminyl-derivative 4-beta-N-acetylgalactosaminyltransferase activity. The record is from RefSeq and is a predicted model, not a curated record. Gene Ontology annotation, biological process: glycosphingolipid biosynthetic process; carbohydrate metabolic process. NCBI's taxonomy places the organism in Eukaryota, Metazoa, Arthropoda, Insecta, Diptera, Glossinidae.
UUGUUGUUUUCUUGUCAUCUCAUUUAUAUUGAUUAAGGGCAACAGAAAAUUGGCUUUUUUAAGCUCGAUCCGGUUAAAUGGAGUCUUUUUCAAUCUUACUCCAGCAAAUUCCAAUACUUAUGUGCCAGCAAAGUUCUUAAUCAUCCAAUUUGAUGCCUGGCAAAAUUGAGGAUGAUUGGUAAAGUUUAUGUGACAUUACGGAUAUUAUUGUGUGCUAUUUGUCUUCUGUUGAUUUUGAAUGUAUUUCUAAAUUAUUUUGGCGAAAAGACCGACAUUCCAUCGGCAUUUAGCCGUUCAAAUUUACGUAAACAACCUUACAAAAGCAAUGUGACCGGAUUCAAUAGUAUAAAUGAAAUCUUGCCUAUACCUUCGUUUGCGGGUGCUAAUGCAGCGAAUGCCAGUGAAUCUCUAGAACAAGAAAACAAAAACAUAACAGAGGUUACACUGCCUGCGUGUCAGGAGCCUGUUUACGAAGAAAGCAGUCCAUUUGUACCUAACAUCACUUUAGAAUCUUUAGAUGUGGUUGAAGAACAAUUGGGCCCAUUGUUAGAAUCUGGCGGUGCGUUUAAACCAAAAGACUGUAAUGCAAGGCAUCAUGUCGCUAUUGUGGUGCCGUUUCGCGACCGUUACGCACAUCUCUCUAUCUUCCUGCGCAAUAUGCAUCCAUUUUUAAUGAAGCAAAAUAUAACGUACAGAAUCUUUAUAAUCGAGCAAACUAAUGGUCAGUCGUUUAAUCGAGCCGCUUUGAUGAACGUCGGUUUUCUUGAGGCCAUGAAACUUUAUCCUUGGGAUUGCUUUAUAUUCCACGAUGUGGACUUGCUGCCAUUGGACAAUAGAAACCUUUACACUUGUCCACGUCAACCCCGACAUAUGUCGGUGGCUGUUGAUGAAUUCAAUUACAGGUUGCCUUAUCGCACUAUCUUUGGUGGCGUAUCUGCCAUGACAAGAGAACAUUUCGUUUUAGUAAAUGGAUUUUCGAAUUCAUUUUUUGGCUGGGGUGCUGAAGACGACGACAUGUCCAACCGAUUGCGAAGCGCUAAUUUGUUUAUAGCUCGUUAUCCUAUUAAUAUUGCCCGUUACAUAAUGCUAAAGCAUCCCAAAGAAAAGGCCAAUCCCAAAAGAUACGAGAAUUUAGUUAAUGGUAUGCAUAAAAUCGGUACUGAUGGGUUGAAUUCAAUUAAAUAUGAAAUCUACAGUUACAAAUCGUAUCCCACAUUUAGUUGGUAUUAUGCUGAAUUGAAGAUUACCGAACAAAAGAGUUAGAAAUGCAUUUGAAAACCAACGUAGUGAUCGACGGACUUAUACACCUUUGUCGUCGUUGAAAGUCACUAUCCUAAAUCCAAUAUCAUAACAUUUAUUUUUGAAAAUUUGUGGUGGAACGCGGACGGAAGCGAAUCUAAGGGGAUUACUUUACUUUACAUAUACACAAACAUUUAUAGAUCUAUUGAUUGAAAAAUUUAUAAGUGCAUGCAUUGAUAGUUGGCUUCCAAAAUCGCGUUAGUUUCAAUUCCCUUAUUUUUUGAAAAUUAGUUUUUAUAUUACUUUUUUACAUCACUUUUUUUUUAUUCUCGAAUACUAUCAGCAUUUUUCGAACAAGUAAGCAUAUUUUGUAUAUAAGUGAUUACAAUCGUAGUGUAGGUAAACAUAUAUUUCUCUCUCUUCAAAAAAAUAUAUAUAUAUAUUUAUUUCACCUUAAGAAUUCUCACUUUGGCUCUUCUAUUUACCUUUACAACUUUAUCCAAAUUUUAUAAGAAUAUCUCGAACAAUUCUUUCUUCCCCUUUUUUAAUUCUUAUAUU